This is a messenger RNA of Bursaphelenchus okinawaensis, 731 nucleotides long. Lineage: Eukaryota; Metazoa; Nematoda; Chromadorea; Rhabditida; Aphelenchoididae. The record is from the annotation of a GenBank genome assembly.
AUGGUUGCCAUCGGUACGUUGAUCAUGUCGCCGAUAUGUUGGCUUGGCUAUCAGGAAAAGAAGUGUGUUUUCAAACUUUUUAAUUUUCAAAUUUUUUAAAAUUUUUAAGAUUUCAAAAAAUAUUUUAAUUUUCUUAAAAUUUCGAAAUUUUAUAAAUUUGAUUUUGUAAAAUUUUUUUUAUAUUUAGAAUAGAAACCUUGAAGUUGUUGAGUAAUGAAACGAUAGAUGACUUUGGUUUUUCGAGUUACUUAUCAAUGAGUUGUGUUACGAAAUGGUCGGAGUGGACACUUAAUACCACACAUUGGUCGAAUUCAAGAUUUGGUAGUUUUGAAAUUUUAAAUUCUACUUCUAUCUUUCUCUAAGACCCAGCCUGCUUUAAAAAUUACCCCGCCCCACGAUUUGUCUUUCUUAAAAUCUACCUUGCCCUAAGACUUACCCCGCCUUAAGAGCUACUCCGUCCUAUGUUCUACCCUACGUCUACUCAUACCCAAUACUAUCUAACUUUUUCUAAAGUUUAUCUUAUUUUACCCUGAUAGUAUAGCAUUUACUUUUUUUGUUACAGUAUACUUUUUUAUAUUUUUGUUACAGUAUGGCAGCGGACUCGACAAAACGCGUUAUGUGAGCCAGAAGACGAGACUGUUCCCGUGGAAUGUCCCCUGAAUCCAGAAUUUGAAAAAUCAGUCAUCGUUUUAACCACAAGCAUGCUACAAGAUGACAAAUGUGUAAGUUGA